ACAGCGGUAUUUCACAAGCCUUUCCACUGACUGCCACGUCGAGUUCCGUGAGGACCAGCAGAUUUCUUACUCACUUUACUUUCUGCUGUAACAAACCUGACGUCCAGAACUCUGGGAGAAACACUGGAAGCGGGAGCUAAAACAAAUCUGUCAGCGUGGAACUGCUCACAACCCGGAUCUUCAGGGAUGAGCGGGGACAUCAUGGGCAACACAAUGGCGCCAGACAUUUGUUACUGCAACAGAACAGGUUCCUGUGAGCACAGCAAAGACAGAGUAAACGGUCAUCAAGACAUCAUGAGGCAGCUCAAAGGCAAACCCAAAAAAGAAUCGUCCAAGGACAAGAAGGAGCGUAAGCAGGCCAUGCAGGAAGCCCGACAGCAGGUGGCCACUAUAGUACUGCCUACACUAGCUGUAGUGGUGCUGCUCAUUGUUGUCUUUGUGUAUGUGGCCACCAGGCCUGGUGCUAUAGAGUAGACAUUAAAGGAACUCAUGAACUCCCAAACUGACUGGACUUUGAAAACUGACAAUGGCUAUACCCAAAGGAUUACUCUCAUCACGUGACGAGCCUCCCUCUGUAAGGCCAGUGAUUGGCCUACCAAUUUUUUUUAAAUGAAAGCCUCCCUCAAACUGUGUUUCUUUGCUCUAAGCAGAGUUUAAGCUGCAGAAAUAAUUCAAAUUGAGUGGAGAAAUAGUUUCUCCUUGGUGCCUUCAGAUGAAUGAUGAUGACACCAAUUUAAUCCUGUUCACUUGAGAGCAGCAGAUGGAUUCAUGUUGAUGUCUUACAAAAUGAUGCAAAGUCAUGCAUACCAAAGGACUUGUGCACAGCUUGCCAAGUUUGACCAGAAAUGAUAAAAAAAGAAACUUUUGUACCACUCUUUGGGCAGCACUCAAGCCUACCUGUAUGAAAAGAAGGAUUCAGUUUGCGUCUACUAUGUUUGAAAGCAACUAGAGGAUCUUACUGAAUGUAAUCAGAGAAUGUGUUAUCAUAAGUCCAGUUUGUUCAAACACAUUUGAAUUUCUUCAUCUUUAAUGUGAAUGUUACCCAAUUGUUUCCACUAAGUUACUUUAUUAUACUUGGAGUUACUCAUGAUAUCUGUGCAUUUGUAAUAAGGUGCCUUAACAGAUUUGCAACUGUAUUAUUUCAGUUAAAUAAAUGAAUUUUUAAAAUAA
This is a messenger RNA of Epinephelus fuscoguttatus (brown-marbled grouper), 1170 nucleotides long. It is a transcript of the gene smco4, whose product is annotated as single-pass membrane protein with coiled-coil domains 4. Bases 187 to 474 code for a protein of 95 amino acids. The record is from RefSeq and is a predicted model, not a curated record. NCBI's taxonomy places the organism in Eukaryota, Metazoa, Chordata, Actinopteri, Perciformes, Serranidae. The transcript is spliced from 3 exons.